This is a messenger RNA of Cynara cardunculus var. scolymus (artichoke), 384 nucleotides long. Its product is annotated as E3 ubiquitin-protein ligase EL5-like. The transcript has a single exon. The record is from RefSeq and is a predicted model, not a curated record. The coding region runs from base 1 to 384 and encodes 127 amino acids. Lineage: Eukaryota; Viridiplantae; Streptophyta; Magnoliopsida; Asterales; Asteraceae.
AUGUCGAACUACAUAAUAUCCUUUCUUACCCUUUUGAAAUGGGGUCUUGAUUUCUUGAUCGACCAUUUGUUUUUCCACCACCGUAUGCUCCAUCUGCAGGAAGCCUGUGAUGGGCUCGGAAGGAAGUGGUGGCGAAAGCCUGCAAAUGAUGAAGAGGUGGAAUGUGCAGUUUGCCUGAGCAAGAUCGAGGAUGAUGAUGAAACUAGAGAGUUGAGAUGUGAUCAUUUGUUUCACAAGAACUGCUUAGAUAGUUGGCUUGCACAUAGGCAUACAACAUGCCCAUUGUGCCGUGAUAAUUUGGUGGUGCCGCUGCCGCUGCCGCUGCCGCUGCCGCCUAAGAUUAACCCCUAUUGUCAAAUUCAAAACUGGGUUGUUGUUUUAUGA